UUACAUUUGUCUCUGCUCAGACACUUCACUGAGGAGAGAAAAAAGAGAGAAAUAGAGAGAUUCAGAUAAGAAAAAAGAAAAGCUGGACUGGGCAUCUUCUCCUAUUACUGUGUUAGUGUUUGGACCAGAUUGAAGCAGGCACCAGGAGAGUGGCAGCCCUGCAGAGAUAGUGUGCAGUGUGUGUCGUUGCGCCACAGUGAGAGUGUUUUAUCAGAGGAGGAGGCAGAGGAAGGGAGAGAGUUGCCUGUUGUCGUGGUCUCUCCCCUGAGUGGCUAAGGGGUGGCUCUUGGUGACAGGAAACGCAAGGCUUGCAAUGAGACCUGAGCGCUGAGUGGAGUAUGCUGCAGACGAUUUACGAGGGCGAGUCAAGUUUCUCCACAACAGAAAGCCGCGUUGGAAACCAGCAGUUCCCCAACCAGAGCAAGAUGCACAACGUGAACAACUCAGUGGACAUUAAGCCAGACCUGCCCUUGGCUGUGGAGUCUUUAUCUCCGUUGGACCUGCGUACAGAUCUGAGGAUGCUGGGCUCAGGCUCGGACCCGGGACUGUGGGAGAGGCAGCUGCAGCAAGAACUGCUCCUCAUUCAGAAGCAGCAGCAGAUCCAGAAGCAGCUACUAAUCACAGAGUUCCAGAAACAGCAUGAGAAGUUGACCCGUCAGCACCAGGCUCAGCUCCAGGAGCACCUCAAGCUCCAGCACGAGCUCCAGGCCAUGAAGCAGCAGCAGGAACUUGUAGAGAAGGAGCGUCGUCUGGAGCAGCAGCAGCAGAGCCAGCAGGAGAAGGAGCAGGAGAGGCAUCGGCGAGAGCAGCAUGUUUCCAGCCUGAUCCUCAGGGGCAAGGAGCGCUCCAGAGAGAGUCUCACAGGUGCAGUGGCAAGUACUGAGGUGAAACAGAAGCUCCAAGAGUUUCUGUUGAGCAAAUCAGCAAAGGACCCUGGCAGCAAUGGAGUCAAUCCUUCUUUCAUCCACCUCCAAAAACUCUGGUACACGUCCUCUCACCACACAUCACUCGACCAAAGCUCCCCCCCUCUGGGCGGCACAUCCCCCACCUGCCAUUAUACUCUGCCAUCCCACAUGGAGAGCAAGGACGACUUCCCCUUGAGGAAGACAGCCUCUGAGCCCAACCUGAAGGUACGAUCACGACUGAAGCAGAAGGUAGCGGAGAGGAGGAGCAGCCCAAUGCUCAAGAGAAGAGAUGGAAACAUCAUGGCUCCUUACAAGAAGAGGGCUCUGGAGCUAAUGGACUCAACGCCCACUAACAGUGCCCCCGGCUCCGGCCCCAGCUCUCCCAUAGGGGCCUCCAGUGCCUUGGGGGGUGAAAAUGGACCCUCCUCUCUGCCUACCACCACAAAAACUGAGAGAUGGCCUUCACAUCCGAGAUUAUUCCAACCUGAGGGCUCUGUGUCGAUGCUGAACUUAUACACAUCUCCCUCCUUACCCAACAUCUCCUUUGGUCUUUCCACUGCAUCCUCGUCCAUAAGUGCCAUGGGGUUAAAGGACAGAUCAACAGAAAUCAAGCAUGGGCUUCCUGGGCACCUACUGGGCCCCGUGCCCCUUCAGACAGGCCUGGAGACUAAAGUGAGCCCCAGUCACCAGGCCCUCCUCCAACACCUCCUUCAGAAGGAGCAGAUGAGACAGCAGAAGAUCCUCUCCUCUGGCCAAGUCACCAUGUCAUCACACCCUCAGUCCCCUCUGGCCAUGAAGGAUCGCCCCUCCAGCAGUCGGCCUAAACUACCAAAACACCGGCCGUUGAACAGGACCCAGUCGGCGCCACUGCCUCAGAACACACUGGCCCAGCUUGUCAUCCAGCAGCAACACCAGCACUUCCUGGAGAAACAGAAACAGUACCAGCAGCAGAUCCAUAUAAAUAAGCUGCUGUCGAAGUCCAUUGAGCAGUUACGUCAGCCCAGUGCACACCUGCAGGAGUCGGAGGAGGAGCUGGAGGAGCAGCACAGAGAGCCGGUGGAGAGCAUGCAGGAGGACAGGCUGCCCCCUGGAGGAGUCAUCCGGAAGCACACGCUGAGCAGCAGCAGCAGCAGUGGCUCCAGCGGCGAGCUCCCCGACGCUCACUACGGGGUCAUCAGGGUCAAGGAGGAGCCGGCUGAUAGUGAGGAUGAGGGCCUGACCAAUCAGGGCUUAGAGUCAGAGCAGAGUUCCUAUCUCCACCAGGUCAAAGGGCGACUGGUGAUAAGAGCCAUGAUCUGAGAAGGGAAGAGGAUGAGAUCACACACUCUGAACAUUCGCAGAUUAACAGCUCUUACCAACAUGUGCAUCUACACCCCUGCAGUUCACACACACACUCACACAUACAAACGCAUACACACACACACAAACACAUACAAACAGACAGCAGCCAUUGCAUAGUAGGCCAACUCUCACAGCUGCAGCAUAUGACCCUUUUUCACAAAGCUGCAGCCCACACUCUAAGACUCUCUGUUUGUUAUCUUUGUGAAGUGAUCUCUGUAAAAUAUGUACCUUUCACUUUUGUGUAUAUAUUAUGAAAAAGAUUUAGACCCGUUCUUUUUAAGAGCUGAUUUGGUUGUCUACAGUCCGCUCAAACAAAAACGACAAAAAGUCAUAUGUAUAUAUACUGAGGAUUAAGCAUCAAAGAUGAUUUCUAGAAGGUUGAACAGGUGUACAGCUUUCAAAGAGCCAACCCAUUUUCCUACCGUGUACAUUUCUGCCAUAAAACAUUUGAAUGCUCUUCUAUCCACUUAACACUGAGAGUUAUCAUAAAGUUUGUUAAAGUAUUUAACACACUACGUGCUCCACUGUUCUGAAAAACCUGUGAUGAUCUUCAACUUUAAGUGGUCUCAGAACUGUAACAAUAAUGAACAUCUGAGAAUGUAUACUUAAAUCCUAACUGAGGACGCUCCCUCAGGGCAGACUAGGAGUGAUAUUGCCAUUGGAAUAUGGUCGCUGCUCAUAUUGCAAUUUGAAGGAUAAAGCACUAAAUCCCUGCUUGGGUGUGCAGGCAUCUCCCAACACACCCAAGUCUCCAUGUCUCUCUCGGAUCGGUCCCAGAGCCAGGGCCCUGUGUUAAGCCCAGCUCUCUCUCCCUCUGGGUCCAAAUCAAAGCUCGGCGGGUUCCUGCCCAGCUUUCAGCAGAGGAGUCAGACAGAGAGAAAGAGAGAGAGGGCCGGGCAGGAAAUGCCUGCUAGAAGCCAGGAGUUGGAGUGAUUCAUGUGUGCAGGAAUGUUGAGAGAGGAGGACCUAGGGUUGGAGGAGUCCAAGGGGCCAGGCUUGAGAAUUGAUUUACUGUCAAGGCGAAUUACAGAGUGAGUGGGGAUAUGGUUAAGGGAGUCCCUUUUAAAGGGAAUCGCUUCCUUCGUAUUCCCUCGUGGCAUGCUUACCUCAACAUGCAGGUUUGAUGUUACUUCAAUAAAAAAAACCCGGACGGGACCUUGCUUCUUCUUCUUCUUUCUUUUUUUUUCGAACCUGUUUUCCCCUGAAAGUGCCCAUUGCGACAUGUAUAGUCCGUCUUAAAGUGAUCAAUCAAAUGUAUUGCUUAGCCGUAAACCUCCCCGUUUCAUUUGUACCGUCAAACUAAAUGUAAAGAAAAUGCUAGUAUGAGGUUCUUUGAUGGAUUCAUGUGAAAAUCAAAACUGUCUGUCUUAUACUGUACAUUCAGAUUGUCCGGUUUCAAUGUUUUUAGUGUGAGUAAACGCAAUCAGAACAAUGUGAGUCUUGUUGUCUUGCUCCUUUUGAUUUGGUUGUAACGAGAACCCCUUUGCUGCCAGUGGGGGGGGGGAAGGGGGGCUGGGGAAUCCUGUGGUCUGUUCAUAGCAGUUUGCAUUUCUUCUCUUUCUUGCCUUGUGUGAUAAACCUUUCUUUUUCUAAAUAAAGUUAAUUUACCUCGGAA
Messenger RNA from Trematomus bernacchii (emerald rockcod), 3861 nucleotides. It is a transcript of the gene hdac9b, whose product is annotated as histone deacetylase 9b. The transcript is spliced from 11 exons. Lineage: Eukaryota; Metazoa; Chordata; Actinopteri; Perciformes; Nototheniidae. Bases 339 to 2204 code for a protein of 621 amino acids. Gene Ontology annotation, biological process: chromatin organization. Gene Ontology annotation, molecular function: histone deacetylase activity. The record is from RefSeq and is a predicted model, not a curated record. Gene Ontology annotation, cellular component: histone deacetylase complex.